This is a messenger RNA of Puccinia graminis f. sp. tritici CRL 75-36-700-3, 432 nucleotides long. RefSeq lists its product as uncharacterized. Lineage: Eukaryota; Fungi; Basidiomycota; Pucciniomycetes; Pucciniales; Pucciniaceae. Bases 1 to 432 code for a protein of 143 amino acids. The record is from RefSeq and is a predicted model, not a curated record. The transcript has a single exon.
AUGAACGGUGCUUGCCCGGGACCUCUAAAUAGGGCCCAUGUCGACAUCCCCGCUAACUAUCAAGCCCCCGCGAAACCGGUUGACUACUCAUCCCCGCGCGCUUGGAGUAGUCCAUCCGGCCCAUUGUCCACCCCAGGAAAACCCACUCAACCUCCCGCGGGGAGACCUUCAACCCGUGCCGCAAGCGUCGCAGGCGUUGCAGACGUCACACCCCUAGAAGCCCAAGUCUCUGCGCUACAACUAGACGCGGCAAUACGGGAGGACAGCCGUUGGGAUACAUACUUCGACGACGAAGGUUGCUACCCUAGUAUGGAAUCGGCCGCGGUGGCGGCACUCGAAGAUCUUGACAGACAACUCCUAGCGAACGAGAUUGAGCAGGCCAAACAGGCCAACCUAGCGGAUGCUAUCGCCGGUCACCCGGGACGCGCCUGA